AUGUUCCUGUUUAUGAAAGAGAUUUUCCAAAGAGGUGCCCCUGAAGAGACAUUAGCACCAGACAUAUUUUGGGAUAAUCUUUAUUGGAGACUAAAUGUUCACAGGGAUGGCCGCAUAGAUGCUCUGGAACUAGUGCACGCUUUCGAAGAUGUUCCACAGGAAGAAUCGAAAACUAAAGACUUCGAGGCGUUCCGGAAAUACCUUGAGAAGAACAACAAGAAAUUAUUGCUGGGUUUUGGAAAAGUCACAAAGAACAGAGGUGGGAACAUAAGCAAAUGGAGGAUUAUGCACCUCAUGGGAAGACUGCAUGUCAGUAUUAAUCUCUUCCACGCAAACCGAAUUCUUAAUCACUUGGACCCAAAUGAUUAUAUGGAUAUGGAUUGGAAUGAAUGGAGGAAGAUCUACAUCAUAACUGUGGAGGACAACAUGCGAACUAUGAUUGACAUCUGGAGAUACAACAGUAUCUUUUCCAUUAAUGAUGACAUAACUAAUUGUGAGGAGUUCUUGGAAAAUGAGGAACCGGAGAAGUGGUGGGGCCACCUUAUAGCAGGAGGCACAGCGGGAGGUGUUUCACGAACAGUGACUGCCCCAUUUGAUCGCCUCCGGGUGUUGAUGCAGGUUUAUUCCACACGGCAAAAUAAGAUGAAGAUUUCUAGUGGCCUGAGAACAAUGAUCAGGGAAGGAGGUGUAAGUUCAAUGUGGAGAGGGAAUCUAACUAACAUUAUCAAAAUUGGUCCUGAGCUAGCAUUCAAGUUCAUGGCCUAUGAAGAGCUCAAGAGUCUAAUAGUGGAUGAACCGGAAAAUUUGGGAAUGAAGGAAAGAUUUCUUGCAGGCUCAAUGGCUGGUGCAUUCUCUCAAACAGCCACUUAUCCAGUUGAGAUGCUGAAGACGAGAAUGAUGUUACGAAAAACAGGGCAACCACGGGAACUCUAUGUCCAAAUCAGUAAUAUAUUCAAAUAUGAAGGAAUUUCCACUUUCUACAGGGGCUAUGUACCGAAUAUCCUGGGAAUCAUCCCCUAUGCUGGUAUAGACUUGGCUGUGUAUGAGACACUGAAGAACUUGUGGAUACGGAGAUACACAAAAGGAAAUGAGCGCCCUAAUAUGUUGCUGGUCGUGGGCAGUGCCACCACUUCGAAUAUAGUUGGGCAGCUGGCCAGUUACCCACUGAUGGUGCUGCAUACUCACAUGCAGGCACAAGUCAUUGAAAAAGGAAUGAAAAAACCAAGGAUGAGGGAAUACUUCUGGAAGAUUUUAGGCACAGAUGGUUUGCCUGGGUUCUACCGUGGAUUUACUGCAAACUUGAUCAAGGCCGUUCCAUCAGUCUGCAUCAGUUACAUACUGUACGAAUAUCUGAAGAAUCACAUGGGCCUGAGCUCCCACUAGGGACUCUCAGCCAACACCCCGAAAUGGAC
Messenger RNA from Stegostoma tigrinum, 1412 nucleotides. RefSeq names its product mitochondrial adenyl nucleotide antiporter SLC25A24-A-like. Gene Ontology annotation, biological process: transmembrane transport. The record is from RefSeq and is a predicted model, not a curated record. Bases 1 to 1383 code for a protein of 460 amino acids. The transcript has 10 exons. Lineage: Eukaryota; Metazoa; Chordata; Chondrichthyes; Orectolobiformes; Stegostomatidae. Gene Ontology annotation, molecular function: ATP transmembrane transporter activity.